Molecule: messenger RNA, 1017 nt
Organism: Hansenula anomala
Lineage: Eukaryota; Fungi; Ascomycota; Saccharomycetes; Phaffomycetales; Wickerhamomycetaceae
Exons: 2
Coding region: 1-1017 (338 amino acids)
Source: RefSeq, a predicted model, not a curated record
AUGCCCUCAAUGAUCACAGCCAAUAAAGAUAUAAAUGAUACAUUGGAUGAAAGAGUGGGUUCAACAAGAUUAUUCACCACAGAGAUCCUUUCUUAUUGUAAAAAUGCCAAUGAAGUUAGCCAUAUUCAAUUAGACCUUAUACAUAACAAGCUACAGAAGAAAACAGUUCCAGAAUUACAAAAAUUGAAACAAGAUCUGAUAAGGUCAUUUUCAGUCGCCAAAACACAGAUUGAUCAUUCAAAAUUAUACUAUAACAACAUACUCGAGGAUAAAGACGACUUGAAGAAACAACUUUCUGAAGAAACGAUUUCCAAAAAGAAGGAACAAUUGAUGAAGAAGUUAUUCACUUCAAAGAAGAAGAUUGAACAAUUGACCAAGAAAAAAUUGGAAGUUAGAGAGAUUAAUAGAAUAAUUGAUUCGUUUAGCGGUAUUCAAGAAUUAAGUUAUAAUGAAGAUCAACUGAAACAAAUAUUUGGUGAUCAGGCAGAUGCUAUAAAGAAUGCACCUGGAAUUUUGAAAAGGGCUUCUUUAGUCAGGGUGAAGAAGGAACAACCAGAUGUGAAAAUGGAGGAUAAAGAAGAGGAUGAAAAAAAGGACGAGAAAAAAGACGAUGGAUCUAAAAAAGAGGAGGAUAACAAAGUUGAAGAAUUUGAAACUAAAGAAGUUAUAAGAUAUGUUUUCAAAACUAAUUUAGCAAACUCUGUGGAGAAAUUGAAAGAAAUUCAAACACAAUUAUUAUCGAGUAUAGAGCAAUAUGAGAAAGAUAUCGACAGGAUCAAAAGAAGUUAUAUUGAAGAUGUUCAAAAGUUUGAAGCAAUUAAGAAGAUUUUGGAUCCUGCUAGUGUUGAUCAAGAAAAUGGAAUCGAUAAGGAGCAUCAUGAAGAUGAGGAUGUUGAGAUGGGCGAAGCUGAAGGAGAGACCCCUGAGGCUGUUGACGAGACUGUUGCUGAAGCAGGAGACCCAGAAGAUCACCAUAGUGAGGCAGAAAGUGAUAUUGGUGAUGAAGCGUAUAGAUGA